Messenger RNA from Trichoplusia ni (cabbage looper), 1963 nucleotides. RefSeq names its product paired box protein Pax-5-like (gene sv). Gene Ontology annotation, biological process: regulation of transcription by RNA polymerase II; anatomical structure development. The transcript is spliced from 12 exons. Gene Ontology annotation, molecular function: DNA-binding transcription factor activity, RNA polymerase II-specific; RNA polymerase II cis-regulatory region sequence-specific DNA binding. Bases 392 to 1783 code for a protein of 463 amino acids. NCBI's taxonomy places the organism in Eukaryota, Metazoa, Arthropoda, Insecta, Lepidoptera, Noctuidae. The record is from RefSeq and is a predicted model, not a curated record.
UUAUUUGUUACAGGUACAAAGAUGAUAAAACGUCAGAAAAUCCGAAAGAAAAUCCGGUGAGACCGUUACAGGUCAAAGUGAUAAUGUGACAAUACAAAAAAACAAUACAAAUAUAUACUAAAAUACUCCAAAAUAAUUCUCCUAACAAAACUAACUUAGUCAUAGUCACAAAAGCAAGUGCCAAUAUAGUGAAACAGAGUUAUAAAUGAACAGAGGUGACAUCGAACUUAAAAAACAACGACAGAAAAACAGUGCCACAUAACUGCCCCUAAAAUAACAUUCUAAAUUCAAACUCGAAAGUGUCAAAUCAAAUUUCGAAGUGUUUUUUUUGUUUAAAUUUGGAACUGUAUUUAAAUUGUGAUUGGAAUUGGAACUGUGUGAUGUGGUAAGGAUGGAUCUCCAUGCCCCUCAGUUGGUUGUCCAUUCUUAUGAACCCCAUGCCCCCUUGUUGGAGGUCGAGGGUCUGGACCCUCACAGUCCUCAGCAAAAGGUGCUCAUCCAUGCUCCGACCUUGCAAAGCCAGGAGCUGAUGAGCAUUGAGCAUCGGAACGGAGGUGAGCAGAAUAACUAUGAUGAGCAGUACCACGCGCACAGCAGCAACCAGAGCGGGGAUGGUCACGGAGGAGUAAAUCAACUGGGAGGAGUAUUCGUGAACGGGCGACCGCUGCCCGACGUUGUACGACAGAGGAUCGUGGAGCUGGCUCACUCCGGAGUACGGCCGUGCGACAUCAGCAGGCAGCUGAGGGUCUCGCACGGCUGUGUGUCCAAGAUACUAUCCAGGUACUACGAAACCGGCAGCUUCAAGGCUGGAGUGAUAGGAGGCUCCAAGCCGAAGGUUGCGACGCCGCCAGUGGUGGACGCCAUCGCCGCUUACAAGAGAGAGAACCCCACGAUGUUCGCCUGGGAAAUCCGGGACAGACUGCUCAGCGAGGGGAUCUGCAGCCAGGAUAAUGUGCCUUCCGUGUCCAGUAUAAACAGGAUCGUACGCAACAAGGCGGCUGAGAAGGCGAAGCAGGCUCACAACCAGCAGCAGCAGCAGGAACAGGAGAUAAGCUCAGCGCAAGGAAGCGUUGUAUCUGUGAUAACCCACGCGGGUAACGCGCCGGGGACGACGGCAGUACUCUCCCCGACCACAGACCAGCACGUGACGAACACGAGCUACAGCAUCAACGGCAUCCUCGGGAUCGAGCAGGUUGAGGGUCUGCAUAACGGGAACGCGACCGGACUGAAGAGGAAGAGACAUGAAGACCAAGAUGAAAACCGGGACUUCAACAGUCAUUCAGAAGACGACGUCAAGAGACAAAGAAGUCACUACAAUGGCGACCAAAUAUACUCCAAUCUCUGGUCAUCAUCGAAAUGGAGUCUAAAAGACGAAUACAAGUUACUGUCGGAGCUCGGUGGCGCAGCGGGUGGAGCCACGGGGUACUACGGGGAGCUGUUCGAUGCCCCGUAUGAACACGCCGCCCAUCCCCAUUACACGCCUCACUCAGCACACAAUCGCCUGCCUACAUUAGGGCAAACAUCUCUUCAGCCACUCUCUACGAAUGAUUCCACGGGAUCGAAUGGUGGUGCUGGUGGUGAACCUCCUUCGGCGGCUGCGAGUCCUGAUGCUGCAGCGCUGGUCGUCCUCCAACCUCCUGCACCGCCGUAUCCACCGUACGCACAUUAUGAUGGUACGACAACGUUAGCCAGUGAGUACGCGUACGCGGCCCCCUACUCGCAAUACUCGCCCUACGGUGGACCCUACUCGCAUUCUGCCGCCACCGGCUUGCUGUCCAAGUGAUAUCAACGUACGCCGUGCGAGUAGUGACUGUCGGCGAACCACAACGAACAAACAAAAAGUGAUAAAAUGGACACUUAAACAAAUGUAUAUCGAUUAAUUAUGUGAGAAAAUUAGUUUUAAUACGUAUAGAAACUCCUUUUGUAGAUAAAUUAUAAUAUAUUUGUACAAUUCUUAAAAAUA